Fusarium odoratissimum NRRL 54006 is the source of this 891-nucleotide messenger RNA. RefSeq lists its product as uncharacterized. The transcript has 2 exons. Lineage: Eukaryota; Fungi; Ascomycota; Sordariomycetes; Hypocreales; Nectriaceae. The coding region runs from base 1 to 891 and encodes 296 amino acids. The record is from RefSeq and is a predicted model, not a curated record.
AUGUCUGAACCCACCAACCUUCAUCAUCAGCUUCUUCUACGAUCCGCUAUCAUCGGCGAUAAGGAUAAUUGGUCCGGUGUAGCCGACUCGGCAAAACGGAAGAAGAUUCAGAAUCGCAUCAAUCAGCGGUCGCACCGUGCUCGUCAACGACACAAGCCUUCGCCUUGUACUCUCGGGCCCUCGACUGCCGUACCCACGGUCCCCCACCGCAAUGCUACAUCCAUUCCCUCCAUCCGGGUCUUGAUCACCGCUGUCCUGAACCACGAAUUAGAUCUCAAGAUGCUUGUAGACAAAAUUAGCAUACUUCAGUUGCAUUCUUGGGACAAUCACGCCAUAAUUCGUGUAUUCGAAACAAUUGCGAGCCACGACAGAAGAACUGGGAUCAUUAGGUCCAACAUGCUCUCUAGCCUAUCUCAGUUCAACUUUUCUCGGGCAUUGAUGCUAAAUGCAGAGGUCUUUGGCCUCUCUGCUGAUCACAUGCACGAUGAUGCCUGCUCACUAUUCGUUGUUGCUGGGCCUUGGCCCGUCAGCGUGAAUAUCAACACGGAAACUUUGCCUCAUGGUCUUCGGCCGACCAGUCUUCAAUAUCGCACAGAGCACCAUCCCUGGAUAGAUCUACUCCCAGUAGCUCAACUCCGCGAUAACAUACUUGAACGAAGCGUUGAUACAUAUGACGAAGCGGGUCUAUGUCGUGCCUUUACGGGGCGUGGUCACGGUCAAGGUACUGGGGUGAUUGUCUGGCGCGAACCGUGGGAUCCUAGCGGAUGGGAAGUUACGGCAGAGUUUGCUCGAUCCUGGGGCUGGGUCAUUUCAGACUGCUUCGACCUAUUCAGGUCUACCGAUAUGUGGCGCUCUCAAAGAGGCGAGCGUCCUCUGUUCAGAUCCCAGUAA